AGAUGAUAACAGAGUAGCAGCGGCGUAAAAAGAGGAGGGGGGCAAUGCAAAUCGUCUGGGCAGUUGUUUUGGACGCCCCAGCUAGCACAGUGGAUCUGUGCCGAUUCUGGCUGAGAGUCAGACUCGGCUGAUGUCAUAUGGCCCGAGUCUGGGCCGCCUUUGGCAGUAUUACUUAUGGAAAGGAUGCGGGGUUAUCUGGCUCAAAUGUAUAUAUUACUUGGUACUCGGACCGAUUGGGGCUAUUCUCUGGUAGAUGAUUACACGGGCUGCUUUAUAUAAUUAACAUUUCAUUUAUUUUUCCAUAUUUUAUAAUUGUUUCUGUGAAAAAAAAUACAAUUAACAUUUAAAUGAAAUUCUUUAAGAGUCCUGUGUAAUAUUUGGAUACUUUGCAAGGCAAAAAGUGUGGAUGGAGCCUCCCGAGUGGCGCAGCGGUCUAAGACACUGCAUCGCAGUGCAAACUGCUUGCUACAGAUGCUGAUUCGGGACCCGUGCCGGCUGCGACCAGGAGACUCAUAAGGCGACGCACAAUUAGCCCAGUGUCGUUCGAGUUAGGGGAGGGUUCUGGUGUUUCAUGUGAGCCUGGUAUGAUCUGUCCUCAGUACUAUUUACACUGGAAGAAAAAAGGCCUGCCCAUUGGCAGAUGGUAUCCUUAUUCAACUUGGCUUCCUUUGGGAGAGGCUAACUGUGUGGCAGUAUGUCAGAUGGGAACGAGUCCUGCAUGUUUAGAGAUGGAGCCGAGUUUGUGGCCUGCAUCUUUCACACAUUCGAGGAAUGGUCAGGACUAGGACCCUUGGAAGACUAUCUGAGCUAUCUGGAGUACCUGGCCUGGGUUUUCACCCCUCUGGUUGUUGUUUUCAUCCUGCCCUUCCUCAUUGUGAUCCUCCUCUACCUCUCCAUACUCUUCCUCCAUGUGUACAAACACAAGAACCAGCUCAGGGAGGCCUACUCCAACAACCUGUGGGAUGGUGCUAGGAAAACUCUGGCAACGUUGUGGGAUGGCCACGGGUUCAUAUGGCACGGAUAUGAAAUCCAUGGUAUGGAGAAGAUUCCAGAUGAAGGAGCAGCUCUUAUAGUCUAUUAUCAUGGGGCUAUUCCCAUCGACUAUUAUUACUUUCUGGCAAAUGUCAUCAUUCAGAAGGGACGGAUAGUUCACUCAGUCGCUGAUCACUUUCUGUUCAAAGUUCCAGGGUUCAAGCUGCUGUUGGAGGUGUUUAGUGUGAUCCAUGGGCCCCAGCAAGAGUGUGUGAAGGCACUGAAAAGUGGCCACCUCCUGGGCAUCUCACCUGGAGGCGUGAGGGAGGCGCUCCUCAGUGACGAGACCUAUCCACUGCUCUGGGGGAAGAGAAAGGGCUUUGCACAAGUGGCUAUCGAUUCCAAAGUGCCAAUAAUUCCCAUGUUUACUCAAAACGUCAGGGAAGGAUUCCGAUCUCUCGGCGGGUUAAGCUUUUUCAGAUGGUCGUAUGAAAAAUUCCGCGUGCCGAUGGCCCCCGUCUAUGGGGGUUUUCCUGUGAAGUUUCGUACAUACUUAGGUGACCCCAUCCCAUAUGACCCUAACAUUAGUGCAGCAGAGUUAGCUGAAAAGACCAAUCAAGCAGUUCAAGCACUCAUUGACAGACACCAAAUUAUUCCUGGGAAUGUCCUUCGAGCACUACUAGAGCGAUUCCACAGCAGGCAUAAAGAAAAAUAGCCAUAAGGAAUAUCAUUUUUUUUGUUGUUGUAUGAAGCAGUUACAUAUUUUUAAGACACUGUUACAUAUUGAAAGUAUUAUCAUGUGAUCAGUUGAAUGGUUAACUACAGAUUUGGAUCUUAAUUUGAGCCAGUCUCCUAUAGCAGGAAAAUAAUCCUGUAGAUUUAUAAUUAAUGGACAUUUUUGUAGCAGUUGAUACAUUUUUCAUAAGGAAAAUCAAGUUUGAAAUUUCAAAGUGGAAAUUAGAAGCCUUUUUAACCUCAAAUACACUACAAACUUCUACAAUAGGCUGAUCAAAUUAAGGUCCUGCACCUAUACAUUAUUAUUGUAGGUGUACCUUCAGGAGCUUUUUGCACUCAGAUUUUGUCACAAAACAAUAUGUACCGAAGGUUAAUUGGUUAAUGUCAAAUGUGCAUAUUGAAAUUGUAUAGUGUUUUUUUGUGCAAGUAUGUAGAUACUUUGAUUCCACAAUUGAUUUGCACACAUUGUUCUAAGUUCCACCACUGCCAACAAUUUCUAUUUAAGAGGCCUUUAUUUUGAUUAAUAACUGCAAAUAUUGAAACGAUAUAGCAAUUGCUAUAUAAGAAGCAAUAUAGGUAUGAAGACCGGGCAGCUUUAUUUCUUUUCACCUGGGUAAAAUGUUUGAAAUUUUAUUUAAAUAAUUUUGUCAUUUCCCCCAAAAAAUGUAUUGUGGAAUUAUGUAAGUAUGUACUGUAGUUGUAGCCUAUGCACCUUUUUAAAAUCUAUUGAGGUCCAUUAUGAAACAGGACAGAAAUGAUUUGUAAUGUUAAAAUAAAUAUAUUUUAUUAUGA
Messenger RNA from Oncorhynchus tshawytscha (Chinook salmon), 2499 nucleotides. RefSeq names its product transmembrane protein 68. Gene Ontology annotation, cellular component: membrane. Lineage: Eukaryota; Metazoa; Chordata; Actinopteri; Salmoniformes; Salmonidae. Gene Ontology annotation, molecular function: acyltransferase activity. The record is from RefSeq and is a predicted model, not a curated record. The transcript is spliced from 8 exons. The coding region runs from base 695 to 1687 and encodes 330 amino acids.